This is a messenger RNA of Pistacia vera, 2789 nucleotides long. Its product is annotated as protein MON2 homolog. The record is from RefSeq and is a predicted model, not a curated record. NCBI's taxonomy places the organism in Eukaryota, Viridiplantae, Streptophyta, Magnoliopsida, Sapindales, Anacardiaceae. The coding region runs from base 114 to 2789 and encodes 891 amino acids. The transcript has 30 exons.
UCUCCCAGCAGAUCCCCUGCCCUCUCCCUCUCCCUCUCCCUCGGGCGCUCGGCACAAGAUCCAACUCAACAAUUUUCUCUCUCACGAGAUCUGAGAGAGCUUCAACUUCAGCCAUGGCUUUGAUGGCCGUUCUUGAAUCUGAUCUUCGCGCUCUUUCCGCCGAAGCUCGCCGUCGCUAUCCAGCCGUCAAGGACGGCGCAGAACACGCUAUAUUAAAGCUUCGAUCAGUGUCGAGUCCAAGUGAGCUGGCGCAGAAUGAAGAUAUACUACGGAUUUUUUUAAUGGCUUGUGAAGUUAGAACCGUGAAACUUAGUGUUAUUGGACUUUCUUGUAUACAGAAGCUUAUAUCUCAUGAUGCGGUUUCUCAGUCGGCUCUAAAGGAGAUUUUUUCUACGUUAAAAAAUCAUGCUGAAAUGGCAGAUGAGAGUGUUCAACUGAAGACUUUGCAGACGAUAUUGAUAAUAUUUCAAUCACGUUUAUUUCCUGAAAAUGAGGACAAUAUGGCUCAAGCACUUGGUAUCUGUCUUCGGCUUCUUGAAAACAGCAGAUCUUCUGACAGUGUGCGGAAUACUGCUGCAGCUACCUUCAGACAAGCAGUAGCCUUGAUUUUUGAUCAUGUGGUUCAAGUUGAGUCUCUUCCUGUGGGGAAGUUUGGUUCUGGAGGUCACCUCUCUCGAACCAGUUCAGUUACUGGCGAUGUUAAUCGCAGUAUGAAUCAUUCAGAGUCAUUGGAUCAUGAAUUUACUUCUGGAGGGCCAUCAUUGAUGAGGGAGACCCAAACGAAUGUUGGAAAGAUUGGGCUUCGAUUGCUUGAAGACCUGACAGCUCUUGCUGCAGGUGGAUCUGCAACUUGGUUACAUGUCAAUUCUCUUCAACGAACAUUUGCGCUGGAUAUACUUGAGUUCGUUCUCUCCAAUUAUGUGUUUGCUUUCAGAAUGUUAGUUUCCUACGAACAGGUUCUACGUCACCAGAUUUGUUCUCUUAUAAUGACUUCACUGAGGACCAAUGCUGAGGUUGAAGGGGAAGCAGGGGAGCCUUAUUUUCGACGUCUGGUCUUGCGGUCAGUUGCUCAUAUUAUCAGGCUUUACAGUUCAUCACUUAUUACUGAAUGUGAGGUUUUCCUUAGUAUGUUAGUGAAGGUUACUUUUCUUGAUCUGCCAUUGUGGCAUCGCAUUCUAGUUCUUGAGGUCUUAAGGGGAUUUUGUGUGGAGGCACGAACAUUGCGAAUUCUUUUCCAGAACUUUGAUAUGCAUCCCAAGAACACAAAUGUUGUGGAGGGUAUGGUCAAAGCUCUUGCUCGAGUUGUUUCAAGUGUACAGAUGUUUAAAAAUGUUUUCCAUCUACCUUGUAGGCAUCCCAAGAACACAAAUGUUGUGGAGGGUAUGGUCAAAGCUCUUGCUCGAGUUGUUUCAAGUGUACAGUUUCAAGAGACCAGUGAGGAGAGCCUGGCAGCUGUUGCAGGGAUGUUUAGUAGCAAAGCUAAAGGGAUUGAGUGGAGCCUUGAUAAUGAUGCGUCCAAUGCUGCGGUCUUGGUUGCUAGUGAGGCCCAUGCAAUAACUUUAGCAAUUGAAGGUUUGUUGGGUGUUGUCUUUACUGUAGCUACAUUGACAGAUGAAGCAGUUGAUGCAGGGGAGCUUGAAUCCCCUAGAUGUGACUAUGAUCCUUUGCCUAAGUGCACCGGGAAGACUGCAGUUCUUUGCAUCUCAAUGGUUGAUUCUUUGUGGUUGACCAUACUUGAUGCUUUGUCUCUUAUUUUGUCAAGGUCACAAGGAGAGGCUAUUAUACUGGAGAUAUUGAAGGGAUACCAGGCAUUCACUCAGGCAUGUGGGGUUCUCCAUGCCGUAGAACCUUUAAACUCAUAUUUGGCUUCCCUUUGCAAAUUUACUAUCAGUUUUCCCAAUGAAGCAGACAGAAGAAGUUUGUCACAAUCUCCUGGGCCAAAGCGAUCAGAAUCAUUGGUAGAUCAGAAGGAUAACAUUGUCCUUACUCCCAAAAAUGUGCAGGCCUUAAGGACUCUCUUCAAUAUUGCUCAUCGAUUACACAAUGUAUUAGGUCCAUCUUGGGUUUUGGUAUUGGAAACCUUGGCUGCUCUGGACCGAGCUAUCCAUUCUCCUCAUGCCACCACACAGGAAGUCUCCACAGCGAAGCUUACACGGGAAUCUUCGGGCCACUACAGCGACUUCAAUAUUCUCUCUUCUUUGAAUUCUCAGCUGUUUGAGAGCUCAGCAUUGAUGCACAUAUCUGCAGUUAAAGCCCUACUCUCUGCACUACGGCAGCUGUCACAUCAAUGGGUAGAGCCUUUGUGGGAUGAAGUUGUUGGCCACUUUCUUGAGCUUGCUGAUAAUUCUAGUCACCAUUUACGAAAUAUAGCACUUGAUGCACUAGAUCAAUCGAUAUGUGCAGUGUUAGGUUCGGAACAGUUCCAGAAUAAUGCGCUAUCUCAUGGCCCCUCUAAAGAAGUGAGAACUUUCACCUUUUUUUGUGGAUGGAAGGCCCCAUAUUCUUUAGACAAGUUGAGAUCGCUUGAGUGUGCUGUUAUAUCUCCACUAAGGGUUCUUUAUUUUUCUACUCAAAGCACUGAUGUCCGAGCUGGAACCUUGAAAAUUCUUCUGCAUAUUUUGGAGAGAUGUGGAGAAAAAUUGCACUAUAGUUGGUCAAAUAUACUUGAAAUGUUGAGGUCUGUUGCGGAUGCAUCGGAGAAGGACCUUGUCACCUUGGGAUUCCAGAGCCUUCGUGUCAUCAUGAAUGAUGGUCUUUCCAGUAUACCUGCAGACUGCCUCUACGUGUAA